UCUCUCCUUCCCCGGUGCCCGCCUAACGUUCCCCUCCAUGAAAAUCAGACAGUUUUAUCCGUUAAAAAUGCAAGUGAAGUAAAAACCAGAAGGAAAGAAUGCGACUCUUCUCUUCCUCGCCUUCGUCUUCCUCACCAAAACCCAACUUUACCCUCUUUUCUCCUUCCCAGAACCCCAACAAGUUCACCUUCAAAACAGUAACUCCCUUCAAAACUCGCCUCCCCACUCCUUCCCUCCUCUCUCUGAUCCCUCCAUGCUCUUCCAAGAACACCUCCUCUUCUCCAGUCCUGGACAAAGAAGCAGACCAGGAAGUCUCUGUGGAAGCCGAGCAGGACACUUUCAAGAAGGUCCUGGUCGUUCGCAGGCCAGUCACGGAUAUUUCCAGGGAAGAUGAUGAGAGUGACGAUGGUGAAGCUGAAGGUGAUGAUGACGCAUUGAAAUCGUCGCGUAUAGGUGCUGGUCUCGAGGAGUUUGCCAAGAAAAUGCCUAUGUUUGAGCCCGAAAGAGUGGAGUCUGGGGGUUCUCUAGGAAAGCCGCUAACUGUGAACUUGGACUUGGCCUUGUAUAAAGCGAGGGUCUUGGCGAGGAAGUAUCGUUAUGAAGAAGCUGAAAAGAUACUGGAGAAGUGUAUGUACUAUUGGCCGGAAGAUGGGAGAUCAUAUGUAACAUUAGGGAAGAUAUUGAGCAAGCAAUCAAAAAGGGCAGAAGCGAGAGCUGUGUAUGAGAGAGGUUGCCAGGCUACCCAAGGAGAAAAUCCUUAUAUUUGGCAGUGCUGGGCUGUGUUGGAGAAUAAGAUGGGAAAUAUAAGAAGGGCUCGAGAACUAUUUGACGCAGCCACAGUUGCUGACAAGAGACACAUUGCUGCCUGGCAUGGAUGGGCAGUUCUAGAGCUAAAACAGGGGAAUGUCAAAAAGGCAAGGCAUCUGCUUGCUAAAGGUCUUAAAUUCUGCAGUGGAAAUGAGUACAUCUAUCAAACCCUUGCAUUGCUGGAAGCUAGAGCAAGUAGGUACGAGCAGGCUCGUUACUUGUUCAGGCAGGCCACCAAGUGCAACCCAAAAAGCUGUGCCAGUUGGCUGGCAUGGGCUCAGUUGGAGGUGCAACAGGAGAAUUAUCGUGCUGCGAGGCUACUAUUUGAGAAAGCAGUCCAGGCAAGCCCCAAGAACAGGUUUGCAUGGCAUGUUUGGGGAGUUUUUGAAGCUAAUAUAGGCAAUAUUGACAAGGGAAGAAAACUUUUAAAGAUAGGCCAUGCACUCAAUCCUAGAGAUCCUGUAUUACUUCAGUCUCUUGCUUUGUUGGAAUAUAAACACUCAACAGCAAAUCUAGCUCGAGUUUUGUUCAGGAGAGCCUCUGAGCUGGACCCAAGGCACCAACCAGUCUGGAUUGCAUGGGGAUGGAUGGAAUGGAAGGAAGGGAACAUAUCCACAGCAAGGGAAUUGUACCAAAGAGCACUGUCAAUUGACUCAACAACUGAAAGUGCUGCUCGAUGUUUACAGGCUUGGGGUGUUUUGGAACAGAGAGCUGGUAACUUAUCAGCAGCUCGACGGUUAUUUAGAUCCUCGCUCAAUAUAAAUUCUCAGAGCUACGUAACAUGGAUGACAUGGGCAGCAUUGGAGGAGGACCAAGGAAACUCUGUGCGUGCUGAAGAAAUUCGUAACCUCUAUUUCCAGCAGCGAACUGAAGUUGUGGAUGAUGCUUCAUGGGUAAUGGGAUUUUUAGAUGUCAUUGAUCCAGCCCUUGACAGCAUAAAGAGACUCCUGAAUUUGGACCAAGAUCCGAGCAACAAGGCACAGGAACCUCUGAAAGAUGCAGGAGUUAAUGAAACUAGUGCUCAAGAACCACUGGUCAGCUCAUCCUCUGGACAAAAUGAUGGCUUUGACAUUGAAAAUGAGAGUGGAUUAGAUUUGGAUGCUUUUAUCAAAGAUAAAUUAUUAUUGGACCCAUCUGAACUGGACAUUUUGAUGGAAAAUCCUGGAAGCUUUACUCCUAAGAGAAUCAAAUCUCCAAGAAGAGUGUGGAGAUCACAGAAAAGAACCACCAUGACUUUGCCUCAAACCAGCAUAUGACAGUUGCAGUUAUAUCUUUGCAGGUGCAUACUAGAAUACUUAUUGUUAUGUAAGCUACGGUAGUAGAUGAUUCAUAGACAACUGUACGAAAAUCUGGAAAAAAGAAAUGCUUAUGGUAUGUCUCUCCUUCACUAGCCAUUACAAUUCAACCUGUGCACAGAAACUGUAGAAUAUUUUCUCAUACCGCAUGUUGAAAAAUGUCAAUAUUGUAUAUACUUUGAA
Molecule: messenger RNA, 2285 nt
Organism: Theobroma umbraticum
Lineage: Eukaryota; Viridiplantae; Streptophyta; Magnoliopsida; Malvales; Malvaceae
Gene: HCF107
Product: high chlorophyll fluorescent 107
Biological process (GO): regulation of translation; mRNA processing
Cellular component (GO): chloroplast
Molecular function (GO): mRNA binding; single-stranded RNA binding; protein binding
Source: RefSeq, a predicted model, not a curated record